AUGAUCGUUAAGAUGCAAGCAGCAUCCAUUCGGGACAUUGCAGCCGACACAGGCAUCCCAAAGAGCAACUUUUCUCGAUGGAAGAAGCAGAGUAACGAGAUUCUCCACUUUGAGGGCACAAUGAAACGCUUUCACCUCCAUUGUGCCGGUCGCCCCGUUAUGAUCCCAAACGCUGACGGACUUGAGACCUUCAUGCACAAGCGACGCGAUGCUGAGCUUGCCCUGACAUGCACGCACCUCGUCAACUACCUGAAGCGCAACCACAAGUUGUGGCUCGAGCAGUACCUUUCACACCACCGCAGCAGCGAGGUCCAAGCAGACACAAGAACAGUUGGAGAAGAUUCGCAGAAGUUCGCCCAAGACUUCAACGUUGCGUUCAGCGGCUUCGAUCCAAGUCUCAUCAUCAACGUCGAUGAGACGGGCAUGACAUAUGAAGGUGAGAAGCACUCCUACCCGAUGACGGCGGUCCUCUCUGUGCGAGCUAAUGGUGACAAGCUUCCCAUCCUUUUCAUCAUGCGAGGUGAACCUGGCGGCCGCAUUGAAACCGGCGAGUUCGACACGUAUCUGAUCGGCCAUUACUAUGCUGUUCAAGAAUGUGCCUGGAUGGUUGCCAGGAUCUGGGCAUUUUAUUUGCGGCACUACUGA
Aphanomyces invadans is the source of this 645-nucleotide messenger RNA. RefSeq lists its product as hypothetical. The record is from RefSeq and is a predicted model, not a curated record. The coding region runs from base 1 to 645 and encodes 214 amino acids. Lineage: Eukaryota; Oomycota; Saprolegniomycetes; Saprolegniales; Verrucalvaceae. The transcript is spliced from 3 exons.